This is a messenger RNA of Phoenix dactylifera (date palm), 1586 nucleotides long. Its product is annotated as putative ADP-ribosylation factor GTPase-activating protein AGD6. The record is from RefSeq and is a predicted model, not a curated record. Gene Ontology annotation, biological process: vesicle-mediated transport. NCBI's taxonomy places the organism in Eukaryota, Viridiplantae, Streptophyta, Magnoliopsida, Arecales, Arecaceae. Gene Ontology annotation, molecular function: GTPase activator activity.
UCCUCCACCUCCGUCCUCGUCCCCUUCCGCUUCCACAGGUCCAAAGAAUAACAAAAAAAAAAUAUAAAAAAAAAAUCCAAUGUUUUCUACUAAAAUCCGAUUUUUCUUCUUCUAAAUUUCUAAUAUUUAGAAUCCAUCAUAAAAAAGAAAAAAAUGCCAUCUUCGCCGUCGUCGCCGGGCCACCGGCGACUCCGAGAGCUGCAGUUGCGGCCGGGCAACGGGCGGUGUGUGGACUGCGGGCGGCGGAACGAGCAGCCGGAGUGGGCGUCGGUGACUUACGGCGUGUUCAUGUGCUCCGGAUGCUCCGGCGUCCACCGCGGCCUCGGUGUCCGCCUCAGCUUCGUCCGCCCCGUCGCCACCGACGCCUCCUGGCCUGGCCCCCACCUCCGCCUCAUGGCCUCCAACCCCGGCGGCAACCGAGCCCUCAAUGCCUUCCUCACCGCCCGCGGCGUCCCGCCCCGCGCCGCCAUCCCCCUCAAGUACUCCUCCCUCGCCGCCGCCCUCUUCCGCUCCCGCCUGCACGCCCUCGCCCACCGUCGCCCCUUCCGCGGCCCCUCCGCCGUCUCCCCCGACCACCCCGCCCCCUCCCCUCCGACGACUGGGACGACGACGACGACGACGAUAUUUACUACCUCCAAGAUUCCCUAUCCUCGAGAUCCAAAUCCACCGCCGGCGCCCGCGGCGGCGUGCUUCGGAGGAAUCAGUCGGUAGGGGAGGAUCUGGAGUCAGACCUUGGGAUCGGAGAUGGCGGCGGCGGCGGCGGGCGGCCGUGCCGGUCAUGGUCCUUGGGGAGUAUACUGGCGGCCACGGUGAACGGGAGUGGGAUCGGUAAAGAUGAGCUUCUAGAGAGGAAGAUGGAAGAGAAUAGGCGGCGGCCGGACGGGUUUGGGUCGACAGGCGGUGGUGAUCUCAUCUCCGGCGCAGUGAUGGCCAUGUCUGAGAGCUUUGUCCAGUUAUCGAUGGUUGCAUCAUCUGCUGUACAAUCUGCAGCUAAUGCAGUUCAGACUGGAACGAAGGAGCUGAGCUCCAAGGUGGCUGAAGGUGGGUAUGAUGAGAAGGUAAAUGAAACUGUCAAUGUGAUAGCUCAGAAGACAACCGAACUUGGGCAAAGGACUUGGGGAAUCAUGAAGGGCAUUAUGACAAUGGCAUCCCAGAAGGUCGAGGAAUAUGCAGGAGAUGGUGCAGGGUGGAAAAUGGAAGGGCUUCAGCCCCGAAGAGAAAUCGAUAGCGAUGGCAGCGCCGGGACUCCUCGGCACAAAUAUAUCAACAGCACCAGCUUCCAUUUGAAUGAAUUGGAUGAUUGGGAUACCGACAGUCCAGUUUCUCCUUCUGGCAGGCAAAAAGAUGGAGGCAAUCCUAAUAGAGCUCACAAAGACAUAGAAUGGGAUGAUUAGGGAUGAUGAAGAUUGCCCAUUUCAAGAUCUCUGAAUAAAAUGCUAGUCUUUGUAAACUAUUGUUAGUAUAUUUUUUUGCAUCCUACUCGUACUCCAUGUAGAAGGCCGGGCAAAUACUGAUCGAGCUUCAUGCUCAAGGUCUGGAUAAAGUGGAGAAUUUUUCAAUUACUCAACUGCAUGGAAUUUGGACAA